This is a messenger RNA of Syngnathoides biaculeatus (alligator pipefish), 1617 nucleotides long. RefSeq names its product cell adhesion molecule 1a (gene cadm1a). The coding region runs from base 50 to 1387 and encodes 445 amino acids. Gene Ontology annotation, cellular component: neuron projection; plasma membrane; synapse. Gene Ontology annotation, molecular function: signaling receptor binding. Gene Ontology annotation, biological process: cell recognition; susceptibility to natural killer cell mediated cytotoxicity; detection of stimulus. The record is from RefSeq and is a predicted model, not a curated record. NCBI's taxonomy places the organism in Eukaryota, Metazoa, Chordata, Actinopteri, Syngnathiformes, Syngnathidae. The transcript is spliced from 12 exons.
AGGUGAAGCUUCUCGGUUCUCACCACCAUAACAGAAGCAGGUGUCCAACAUGGCGAACGCAGGCUGCCGCUCUCUCUCGACUAUUCUCUUUUUAUCCAUUUUCCCGGGGGCUCUUCUCCAAGGAGCUGAACAGAUCCCAGUGGUGAGCCAGAACCUGGUGACGGACAACGUGUCGGUGGUGGAGGGCGAGAUGGCCAUCAUCAGUUGUCGGGUGAAGGACAACGACGACUCGGUCAUCCAGCUGCUCAACCCCAACAGACAGACCAUUUACUUCAGAGACAUGAGGCCACUGAAAGACGCUCGCUUCCAACUGGUCAACUUCUCCGACAACGAGCUGCGGGUGUCCCUGUCCAACGUGUCGCUGUCGGACGAGGGCCGCUACGUUUGCCAGCUGUACACCGACCCGCCGCAGGAGGCCUACGCCGACAUCACCGUGCUGGUGCCUCCAGGUAGCCCCAUCAUCGAUGCUCGCGACGAGGUCCUGAGCGAGGGCAACGAGACGGAGAUGACCUGCACCGCCAUGAGCAGCAAGCCCGCCGCCGCCAUCAGAUGGAUGAAGGGCGAUAAGGAGCUCCCAGGGAAGCCCAAAGUCGAGCUGACCUACGACAGGAUGUACACAGUAACCAGCCGCCUCACGUUCACCGUCAACAAGGAGGACGACGGCGUGCCUGUGGUCUGCAUCGUUGACCACCCUGCCGUCAAAGACUUCCAAGCACAGAAAUACCUGGAAGUUCAGUACAAGCCCGAGGUUAAGAUCAUGGUCGAGUUUCCUCAGGGUCUGACGAGGGAAGGAGAAAACCUGGAGCUGACGUGUCAGGCCAAAGGCAAACCUCAGCCGCAGCGGGUCAACUGGGUGAAGGUGGACGACGACGUACCGUCCCACGCCGUCAUCACCGGCGCAGAUCUUUACAUCGAGAACCUCAACAAGUCCUACAACGGAACGUACCGCUGCGUUGCGGCCAACUCCCUGGGGGAGUCUUACGACGACUACAUCCUUUACGUCUACGAUGCUCCCACCACUACCCCCACACCCACCACUGCCACCACCACCACCACCUUCAUCAACACCUCCUCCUCCUCCUCCCUCCACCACGAAGCCAGUCAAGACACCGCGCCCAGCACUGAACCUGCAGCUCAUGAUUCUCGAGCCGGCGAGGGAUCCCCGAGGACGGUGGACCACGCCGUGAUCGGUGGCGUCGUGGCCGUGGUGGUGUUCGCCAUGCUCUGUCUACUCAUCGUCUUGGGACGCUAUUUCGCGAGGCACAAAGGUACUUACUUCACGCAUGAAGCCAAAGGUGCGGACGAUGCGGCGGACGCCGACACGGCCAUCAUCAACGCCGAGGGUGGCCACACCAAUUCCGAUGAAAAAAAGGAGUACUACAUCUAAAUCACUAGCAGAACCCCGACACCUUUAGCAUCCUCUUUGGGACGCAGCUGUUAUUUGGGGGGGCACUCUGGGAUGGGAAGGGGCGGGGGGAGAAUCCGAGAUGGUUCAAGGUCAUCUUUAGAGGGGGAUAGACAGGAGAUGCAAAGAAAAGCUGUUUGUCUAGUCUAGUCCGCAGAUGUAGGUUGGAAUGUUUUAUGUGUUUCAAACAAAAUAAUCACAAAAGGAUUGUU